Dioscorea cayenensis subsp. rotundata (Guinea yam) is the source of this 2885-nucleotide messenger RNA. RefSeq lists its product as uncharacterized. Bases 1079 to 2131 code for a protein of 350 amino acids. NCBI's taxonomy places the organism in Eukaryota, Viridiplantae, Streptophyta, Magnoliopsida, Dioscoreales, Dioscoreaceae. The record is from RefSeq and is a predicted model, not a curated record. The transcript has 2 exons.
UCCCAUCCCCAUCUCUGCAAAGACGCCGAGAGCUCGAGCUCCAAUGGCGAUGGACCUUCUCCUUAUCGUAUCUCCACUAUUUCUAGCCAUCUUCUUCAGCUUCAGAGGCAGCAACAAGGUGGGAGACAAGUCGGCGAAUCUCCCGCCGGGAACAAUGGGCUGGCCACUGAUCGGCCACACGAUCCCCUUCAUGCAACCCCAUUCCUCCGCCUCACUCGGCCUCUUCAUCAAGCAAAACAUCGCCAAGGAUGGUAGGGUUUUCAGGAAUAACUUGUUGGGGGAAGGCAACGAUCGUGUCGGCGGAUGCGGAUUUCAAUAGGUAUUUAAAUUUAAAUUCGCUUUCCAAACACGAGCUCCUUCUCACUCAAACCCUAGAAAUCCUCCCACUGCGGCGCCGCACAAGCGGAGUACCCAUUUUCCACCUCUCUGUGAGCUCCGGCCAGCACCGAGAAUGGCGGAUACUCUAGUCCUUAGGGGCACGUUGAAGGGUCAAGUUGACAUGGAUACGGUGCUCACCGGAUCUCUGGUGCCCGUCUCCUUGGUGAGGUGCCAGACAAGGACAGACUUGUCACGGGAGGAGGAGACGAUCAUCUCGGAAAUUCAGAAUUGGGAGACUCUCAGGCAAUGCCCGUUGGUUAAAGAGCAUCAUUGUCUCGGCGUCGACUGACUACCUCUGUCCGUUCAAGGUGAUCUCACGGUGCGGUACCCCUCUUCUUUGUAUCAGAUCGAGUUUUUAUCUGCCCAUUUCUUAGAUCUAGGGUUUUGUACCAAAUCUGGUCCCUUUUUGUCUUUUUUUUUCUUGAAUUUCUUCUAUUUUGUGUAGUUUUUAAGGCUUUAGUGUGCUUUCACUCACGAUUCAAAGGUAUUAAGUCAGGGCUUCUUCUUUCUUGGCGCGCACGCUGAGUUCGCUUCCAUGGCGAGAGGAAGGGUCGAGGUCGAAAGCUAGUGAUCCAAACUGAUUUUGUAGUUCGCUGAUGGUGGUCGAUCGUCAGGAAUUCGAUCGAAGCAUGAUCGGGAUGAAGGGAGUGAUCCGGAGAUAAGGAAUGAUCAUGGCUUUGGGGAUGAUCAAGCUCUGAAUAUGAAGAUUUCAGAGAUGAACCCUAAAGGCAAACAGUUUGUGAAUGAGGUUUUAAUUGUGGAUGAGAGUAUGGAGAUUGCUAAAUCCAAGGUAAAUCUUGUCAAUGAAUUUCUGGGUGUGAAUAAUAGUUUUUCAAAACCAUGGAAUUCUUUGUUUACUGAUAAUCGGAUCAAGGAGAAGGGGAGUGAAUUACAGUUCAUCACACCAUCUGUUUCUAAUGGCCAUAGGGUUGUUAGAUUUCAUUCUGAUGAGGUGAUUCAGGAGGAAAGUCGAUGGAGGAAUUCUUUGGUGGGAUGUGUAUAUGGCUUACAACCAAGGUUAGAGAGAUUUAAUGCCUUUGUUCAUGCCCGAUGGAAAAAGUAUGAUGUUCAGACAGUAUCAAGAAUAAAUUCUGAUUUGUUCUUAAUCCAAUUUGCUGAUGAGGAGACAUGUGAAGAAGUGCUGCAGAGUGGUCCAUAUACUUUUGAUAAUCAUCCUGUGGUGUUGAAGAAAUGGCAACCAAGAAUGUGUAUGGAUGUUGCUGUGACUGCCUUACCUAUAUGGAUACAAUUCCCAGGAUUGCCUUUGGAGUUUUGGUCUAUAAAUAUGUUGAGUAAGAUUGGAAGUGUUUGUGGGAAGCCUCUAUAUUGUGAUAAAUGUACAAUAUCCAAGAUGAAGCUGGGAUUUGUUAGAAUCCUUGUGGAAAUGGAUUUUUCAAGAGAUUUUCCGGAAAUGGUCGAGUUAGUUGAUGAACAAGGCAUGGUUUUUCAACAGAAAGUCAUAUAUGAAUGGAAGCCUUCUAUAUGUUCAAAUUGUAGGAAAUUUGGGCAUUUAAAACAAAAAUGUAGUGAUGGUCAACAAAGAAGAGCAAUAUGGAGAGUAAAGAGUAUUCUUGUGCAGGCAGUGGAAGGUAGUGAUAUUAAAGAUGCACAAAGGAUGGAAGCACAAAUUACAAAUAAUGGACAAGAUACAAAUCCUAAAAGCAGUAAUAGCAAUCUUGCUCAUGGUCCAAUGGAAGGAAUUUGGAAGGAGAUUAUUAAAGGAAAAACUAUGGGAUACAAUAGCCAUACCUAGAGCCAAAUGGUAUGAUAAAUUCCCAAGUGCAGAUUGGUUCAACUGGAGUACAACAAAAAAGUGGGGAUUUGCAAUCGGGUAUACAAAUUGAGAAGAAUUAUAUAGCAUUCCAUAAGGGGAAGAGCUUCUCAGUGGAUAAUAGAAGUGGUCCAAGCUGUAGUAACAGUUUUGGAGUGUUGGAGGAAAUUGGAGGAAGUAAAGAAGGCCUUGUACAGAUUGAGAAAGAGCUAAAUGAUGUUGGUAGGAAAGGUAGGAAUGCUGGCCUACCACAAAUGUUAAAGAAUGAUUUUAUCAUGGAAUAUUAGGGGAUUGAACAGUCCUCUAAAGCAAUCAGAAUUGAGGAUGCUGAUUGCUAAACACAGGGUUUCUGUUCUGGGGAUAUUGGAAACUAGAGUAAAAGAGGAGCAUGUGGAGGAAGUAUGGCCAAGGUAAAUCUGAAUGAGUGGAAAAUGGUGCAUAAUUACUCUUUGAAUGACCAAGGAAGGAUAUGGAUUAUGUAUGACACAAAACAUAUCAAAUUGUUGGUCUUAGAGAUGAAUUCACAAUUCAUUCACUGUCAGAUUAGUUGGGGAGAUGAUGUUUUUCUCUGGACCUGUGUUUAUGGGUCUUAUAUUCCAAAUGUAAGGAAGGAAAUGUGGAGGGAGCUAACAAGAAUUGGGAAUAAUUUAGAAGCUCCAUAGCUGAUACAAGGUGAUUUUAAUUCAGUUAGUAAUGAUGCUGAUAGAAUUGGAGGAAAUCCCAUCAAUAAAGAAGC